UCGAGAAUAAAUUAUUUCCAAACAAAAGGCAGUUAGAAAAAUUAGAUUGGUUUGAAGAAUUAGUAGUAUGUGAUUUAAAAAUAGAUGAUAUUGGUUAUUUUGCAUAUAUAUUAAUAUAUAAUGGCAUAUUAAUUAGAAUUCCUUUCGGAAUAUUUUGUAAUGAAUAACUUAAAAAAGAAUGGAACACUUAAAUAUAAUAAAUAAAUUAUAAUAUAGAAGAAUUGGGAUAAAAAUGGUAAUAGAUAAAUAUAUUAAAAGAAGUAAAAAUAAUAAGAAUAAAUUAGGAAGUUAAUUAAAUAAAGAAUACUUUUGAUUUAAAAGAAAUGA
Molecule: messenger RNA, 327 nt
Organism: Ichthyophthirius multifiliis
Lineage: Eukaryota; Ciliophora; Oligohymenophorea; Hymenostomatida
Exons: 1
Source: RefSeq, a predicted model, not a curated record